This is a messenger RNA of Rangifer tarandus platyrhynchus (Svalbard reindeer), 1272 nucleotides long. NCBI's taxonomy places the organism in Eukaryota, Metazoa, Chordata, Mammalia, Artiodactyla, Cervidae. The record is from the annotation of a GenBank genome assembly.
AUGAAAAUUGACCUUUUCCAGUCUGAGUUUUCCAAAUUUGCUGGCGAGCCCAUGGUGGCUCCCGCCACCACCGCCACGCCCGCCGGCCCGGUGGACAACUCCACAGAGAGCGGGGGUGUGGGCGAGGGCAAGGAAGACGUGUUUGCCAUGCUCAAGGAGAGGUUCUUCAACGAGAUCGUCAAGCUCCCUCUACCCCCCUGGGCGCUGAUCGCCAUCGCCGUGGUCACGGGCCUUCUGCUGCUCACCUGCUGCUUCUGCAUCUGCAAGAAGUGCUGCUGCAAGAAGAAGAAGAACAAGAAGGAGAAGGGCAAGGGUGCCAAGAAUGCCAUGAACAUGAAGGACAUGCGGGGCGGCCAGGAUGAUGAUGAUGCGGAGACGGGCCUGACAGAGGGCGAGGGCGAGGGCGAGGAGGAGAAGGAGCCCGAGCACCUGGGCAAGCUGCAGUUCUCCCUGGACUACGACUUCCAGGCCAACCAGCUCACCGUGGGCGUCCUGCAAGCCGCGGAACUGCCUGCCCUGGACAUGGGCGGCACCUCGGACCCUUAUGUCAAGGUCUUCCUCCUUCCAGACAAGAAGAAGAAAUAUGAGACCAAAGUCCAUCGGAAGACGCUGAACCCCGCCUUCAAUGAGACCUUCACCUUCAAGGUGCCAUACCAGGAGCUGGGUGGCAAGACCCUGGUGAUGGCCAUCUAUGACUUCGACCGCUUCUCCAAGCACGACAUCAUCGGUGAGGUGAAGGUGCCCAUGAACACAGUGGACCUGGGGCAGCCCAUCGAGGAGUGGCGGGACCUGCAGGGCGGGGAGAAGGAGGAGCCGGAGAAGCUGGGGGACAUCUGCACCUCAUUGCGCUAUGUGCCCACGGCCGGGAAGCUCACCGUCUGCAUCCUGGAGGCAAAGAACCUGAAGAAGAUGGACGUGGGUGGCCUUUCAGACCCCUACGUGAAGAUCCACCUGAUGCAGAAUGGUAAGAGGCUCAAGAAGAAGAAGACGACGGUGAAGAAGAAGACCCUGAACCCUUACUUCAACGAGUCCUUCAGCUUCGAGAUCCCCUUUGAGCAGAUCCAGAAGGUGCAGGUGGUGGUCACCGUUCUGGACUACGACAAGCUGGGCAAGAAUGAGGCCAUCGGCAAGAUCUUCGUGGGCAGCAACGCCACAGGCACGGAGCUGCGGCACUGGUCUGACAUGCUGGCCAACCCCCGCCGGCCCAUCGCGCAGUGGCACUCGCUGAAGCCUGAGGAGGAGGUGGACGCGCUGCUGGGCAAGAGCAAGUAG